AUGCCGUUCGAGGACAUACCGCUCAACGACGGGAACAAGAUCCCUGCGAUAGCUUAUGGAACUGGAAGCGUCAACAAGGGGAAGGACAUUCACCUCUACGUCGAGCAAGCCAUAGAAGUCGGCUUUUCUCACAUCGACACCGCCCAGUACUAUCAGAACGAGGAGCAUGUCGGGACUGCCAUUCGGGAAACUGGGCUAGCGAGGUCUGACCUCUUCGUGACCACGAAAUAUGGACGGGGGAGUGUUUCGGCUGCCUUUGACGACAGCUUAAAGAAGCUCGGAUUGAAGUAUGUUGACCUAUACCUGAUUCACAAUCCCCGUGGUGUCGAGAACGGAGACCUUGAGGGCGUCUGGAGGAAGUUCGAGAAGUUCCAGGAGGAUGGGUUGGCGAAGAGUAUCGGAGUGAGCAACUUCACCAUAGAAGAUCUUCAGAAGGUGCUGAAGACUGCUAGAGUCACGCCCGCCGUCAACCAAAUUCACCUGCACCCCUACAACAUCUCCGAGAACAAGGAAUUGCUGGAAUACCACGCUAAACACGGUAUCAUCACAGAAGCGUAUGGGAGUCUAUCGCCUAUUACGAGGUACCCUGGGGGCCCCGUCGACGUGCCACUGAAGAAGGCGGCUCAACGCCUGGGAAUAACGCCGACACAGGUCGUCUUCCUCUGGGUAAGAGCGAAGGGCGCUGUUAUCGUUACGACAAGCUCGAGUAAGGAGCACCUUUUGGAGUACCUCGCUGUGGGUGAUCUGCCCGACCUCACAGAAGAAGAGGUAGCGGCUAUCGACGAGGCGGGUGCGAAUGGCCCGCCGAGCUUCUUUACCAGAUAUCGCAUGCUCUGGGUCCAAGCUGUCUUGGGGCUGUUGCUUGUACAACUUCUAUUCUUCUACGGCGCUUUCGGCAGCUUGACGAAGUGGCAUGGACAGUAG
Messenger RNA from Cyclocybe aegerita, 924 nucleotides. NCBI's taxonomy places the organism in Eukaryota, Fungi, Basidiomycota, Agaricomycetes, Agaricales, Hemipholiotaceae. The record is from the annotation of a GenBank genome assembly.